Styela clava is the source of this 1704-nucleotide messenger RNA. Lineage: Eukaryota; Metazoa; Chordata; Ascidiacea; Stolidobranchia; Styelidae. The record is from RefSeq and is a predicted model, not a curated record.
CUAUUUAAUUCGAGACCGUGAGGCCAGACGUAACGAUACAGAAACAAAUUUGCGUUAGUGAGCAGAGAGAUUCUUGAAUCAAAUAAAAACAAUCUUUCUGAUUUAUUUUUCCUUAUGGAAUAUAUUGAAAUUAUUUGAUUGAUGAAUCAUAAAUAGCUGGGUUGCCUCUUAGCACUGUUUUAUUGUCGUUUUAAAAAUAAAACGAUUAAUUCUAUGAAAUAUUAAGUAUCAAAAGUAUUUGUCGUCAGAUCUUCACCUUCUUUCAAUCUCCAGAAUGAAUAUUGUCGUAAUUUUAGCAUUGUGUUUAGCAACAUAUGUCGCAGAAGCUGAAUCCCAUGCGAUUGAUAGCGAAUGUAGGCUGCCUGUUACAAAUAAAAUCGAUUUUGCACAGCUCCGAGAAAAGAACUGGUACAUUACGUCGCAUAAUGAAUAUAGCUUGCUCAGAACGGAUGUCUGUGUUGUUAUUUCUGAUGUAGAAGAAACGAACGGAGGAUUGGAUUUUCAAUAUAAAAUGUUCAACAAUUCUGGAGUUGUGGAUCAUAUCACAAUACAUACCACGCUUCAACCAUCAGGAAAAUACACCUGGAAACCAACAUCUGAAUUGAAAGGUUUUGGAUUUGUACAUACCACAGAAACUGGACCAGACUCAUUUUCACCUACGGAUGCCGGGAAUGAGAUGGAAAAAGAAAGGGAUCACUUGAGGUGGAUUUCCGACUACAAGAAACCGCAUGCCUAUCUGACUGAUUACAAAACAUACUUGUUUGAACUGAAGUGCGAUACCAAAGGUAAACAGAGCGUUUGGAUUCAUACUUCAACUCAAUAUCCUACGACUGAUGACAUUAUUCGAAUUCAUAACCGUUUGUUGGAUAUCGGAUUUAGAUGGGAUGAUAUUUAUUUAGUGGUUUCGUCUUGCGCUGUAAUGAAGCCGAGUAACUUCAACUCAAAAUAGAACUACGAAAGAAUUUUAUAUAUAUAUUAUAUAGGUGGAAUAUAUAUUCUGCGCACAUCUAAAUACAUUUAUAUAUAUAUGUAUAUAUGUACGCAACUAUCAGUGUCAUUGUGAAAGCAUUAAUAAAUUUAACCAAGAUAUUUUUUCUGGCCUUAUUACCGCGAAAUAUCAAGUGGCAAACGUAAGAUCGGGGCCUCAUCAUCACUCCAACUGCAUCCCGAAAAGUACAGUGAAGUGAUAGAUGCAUAUGCAUUUACUCGUGAAUCAUAUCUUGAGUCGGUAUAGCAUAAUAUUUCACGGUAUCGCGAAAUUUUUAUUCAAUAUAUUUAUGAAGAAAAGGCAGUAUAAAGUUUAGUGUCAGUUAAAGAAACAUCAAUCUGAUGCCAUGGUUUUGCGUAAUUCAAUACUGUGUUGUAGUCUUAAACAAAUUUUUGAUCCCAACUUAAACAAGGUAUGCUCAAAAACUUUCGAUUUUGAUUUUAAUGAAGGGAUUACAUUUUGUUCAAAUUUGUGAAUUGUGAUGUUGAUAAUUCUUUUUAUCAAUAUGCAUUGAAAAGUAAGAUUUUCACUCUUAAAUCUGAUUACAGCUCGAGUCCAGAUAGUAUAGUACCAUAGAACAUUCGUUUUAUUCUCAUUCAUUAUUGCUAGGGAUUUUGUACAUAUGUAUGUGCAAACAAUACCACUUGAAAUUAUAUGUGUUCUUGACAUAUGUCACAAAAAUAAAUUGACGUAUUCAAUAGCGCACUUUAGCAUAC